This is a messenger RNA of Rana temporaria (common frog), 2215 nucleotides long. RefSeq names its product tetratricopeptide repeat protein 24-like. NCBI's taxonomy places the organism in Eukaryota, Metazoa, Chordata, Amphibia, Anura, Ranidae. The transcript has 9 exons. The record is from RefSeq and is a predicted model, not a curated record. Gene Ontology annotation, molecular function: protein binding. The coding region runs from base 168 to 2105 and encodes 645 amino acids.
AGUUGCUAAGGCAACCACAAACACUCCAUUCACAAAUCUAAACUGAGCUGAAGCACUAAAGCACAUAUUGGUUUUUCACAGUCUGUAUAAGAUAAAAUAACUCAGUGUUUGGAAUUAAAAUUUUGAGGAACUACGGUAUAUAUUGCCUUGGAUAUUGUCAGUUCAUCAUGGCUGAUUCCAAGGAUUUAAAUCUACCCAAAAUUGUGUCCCCAAGACAACAUCUCAUCCAUUCCAAAAUACAAACAUUGUGUAAAGAGGGAAAAGAACUCAUGGGAAAAGAUGAUAUCAACAGAGCUCUAAAAUUAUUUAAGAAAGCCUUUAUUCUUUCCUCUAACUUAUCCAAUGAAGGCAUUCAAAAAAAAUGUUUGUUCAAUCUCGGUGCUGCAUACAUAUGCGUUGGGAAACCAAAAAAAGCCCUAAAAUGUUUAAUGAAAUCUACAAACCAUGACAAGGAUGAAGAAGAUGGUGAUCUGUUUUUUAACAUAGCGUCUGCUUAUGAUAAGAUGCAAGAGUAUGAUAAAGCUGUGAAGUUUUAUGAAAAAGCCAUCAAUCAAUACAGUUCUGAAGAAAUUAACAGCAUUGCAGAUGCUCUAAUCAAACUAGGGUACUGCUUUGCAUCCGUUGGAGAGCUUUCCUCUGCGGCACAUUCUUUCAAACUUGCAGGACAUUCAUAUCUGAAAAAUGAAAGAAUGGAAGAUGCCGCAAUGGCCAUGAGAGAAGCCAGUAAAUACAUGAUAAACAGUCAAGCAUUCUCUAAGACAGAUGUUCUCCAGACUCUAAAUAUGUGUGUUCAGUCAUUUAAAGGAAUUUCUGAUAAACUGACUCUGGGUACACUUUAUAACCAUGUUGGCCUUCAUUAUGCCGAAUUGAAAUGUUUUAGUGAAGCUGAAAAGUGCUUUACAGAAAGUCUGAAUCUGUGUAGCGGAAAACAAUUUUCUAUAAGAAAAAUGGCUGUAUUACUGCAGAACCUGGGAGCUGUUGACAAUGCUCUUUACCAAUAUGAAAAAUCUCUCCGGAGUCAUGCAGAAGCAGUAGAUCUGUAUGGUUCUCUAGGUGAAAGAAAUGCACAAGGACAGUGUCUAUGUAACUUGGCUUUUGCCUAUAGCCAGCUAAAGAACUUUGACAUGGCAGAGUUCUAUUACCUUCAAGCACUCCAAGCAUUUGUGGAUGCAGAUGAUCCUUGGAGGCAGUGUCAUGUCAAUGAAGGACUGGGUGCCACAUAUUUCUGCCUAGGUAAUCUGGAUCAAGCCAUUCAUUACUACAAGAAAGCCCUGACCCUAUCUGGAGGCGCAAAGGAAACAUCAGACACGAUUAGAGAAAGAAUUUUAGAGAAGCUUACAGAUGCAAUUGAAUAUAAAGCAGCUCGUCAAAGCACAGUUACAACAAGUAAAAAUGUUUCCGUGAAAAGAUCAAAUCAAUCUCCUAGCAACUGUGCUAAUGAUGACUGCAAAUCAGUCACCUCUCAAUUUCAUGAAUCCUGUUUAAACAGUGACAUCACAACCUCAGACAGCUCCGAUGAUGAGUAUCUACUACAAAGGUCACUCAGACGCAACACAGUUCAGAUGCCACAUCUGAAACUGAAACAACCUAAAACUAAUGAGCAAGACAUUGCAGAAAAUGAAUCCACACACCAGCGUAGACUACAGACACAGGUUUCAGAAUCUAAAAGUAGCACAACUCCAAGAGAAGAUGAAGAGAAGUCCAAGCACAAGCGCGUAGAUCCACUGAAUCCAACUAAAAGUGCUAGGAUUAAUAAGAACUAUACAUCAGACAACGAGGAGGAUUCGAAAUACCAGUUCAGAGAUCAAGGGAAUUUCUCACCUACUGUAAGGAUUGGAACUAGUGAACAUCAGAGAAAAAGUGAUGCAGGCCAUACAGAACAGAGUGGACAAGAAGAAAAUAAUAAUGAAGAUAGUGAUUUGGAAGAACUAUUAAACGCUGACCAUCAUGACCUUGAAAAAAUAUUGCAAGAAAAAGGUUACGAAAUGGAAAAAAUAUUAGAAGACCCUGACCAGGACGAAAGUUUACAAGAAGAGGAUGGCGCACCAAGAGAGACUGUGCAAGCGCAAGACAAGAAGACCACACGAAUAUGCACAGUGUCCUAGGAAAAACACUGGUGAUAUAAUGUUCGACAAUGAGGACUUUUAGACCCCUUUCACACUGAAGCGUUUUUACAGUGUUUUAGCAUUAAAAAUAGCGCUAUUAAAAUGCUCAU